UGGGGAUUUUUCUUGCUUUUGGUUGUUGUGUUUAGUGUGUGAUUCCAGGCGGGUCGAGGGGAGCUGGGUUUCACUUGCUGUCACUACUCAGGGCUGCCAUCAGAAGGAGAUCUCUGGCAGCGCUCGCGCUGCUUUCCAUAUCACAAACUGGGAGUGCAACCCACGGCACUCAGCUCAGUGUGAGGCUCCUGAGAUGAGUGUGUGCAGAGACCUGGGUUAGGUGCCUCUCACCACUGCAGGGGGCUCCCAGCUGCUGGAUAUCUUUCUCUCCUGCCUUCACUGCUAGCUCUGCUGGGGCCGAGUCAAGCGGUGCUGCCCAACUUCUCAACAGCCUUUCAGGUAGAAGAGAAUCCAUAACAAGAUAAAAAAAGAGAAGACAAGUUUUCUUUCCCAGUCCAGGAAAAAUAACGUGUUGGAUUAUAAUCUGCAAACUGUGGAAAGUACCAACAUGAGCAACAAGGGACCAGAGAAUCCCAUCUCAGCUACACUGACUGAGGGCCUGAAGAGAAAGAGGGGGAGACCAAAGAAGCAGCCACAGGAGGAUGCUGGAAACACAGCUGUUAUCCCACAGGAUGCUGUGGAACCACAGCCAGCAAAGAAACCCCGAGGAAGGCCAAAAGGAAGCAAGAAAGUGACUGCUCUAACUGGGGGAAGGGCAGAACCUUCUGCUGGGAAAAGAGGAAGAGGGAGGCCCCGCAAGUGGCCUCAAGCAGUGGUCCAAGAAGGAGAGUCUCAGGGAGGAAAUCCUCAGGAAAGCAGUGACUUGAAUUUGAACUCGGCACCAGCCACACAGGGCAUCACUGGAAAAGACGGUUCCAGGUCCGGCAAAACCACUGGUCUUAGCAGAUGUCUUAACAUCCCUGCUGCAGCUCAGUAGCAUCCCACCUGUUCAUGUCUUGCUGAAGCCAGAGGACUGGAAAGCAAGCAGGAUUUUUAAUAUUGUAUUUCAGAUUCUUCAUUUGUGAUAAUUUUAGCCAAGCUCUCUCUCCUGUUGCCUGUGGACUUGUUUACCCCAAACAUCCAAACGGGGAUUUAGGGGAAGAAAUGGCAAAUGCCUUGUUGGAGAGAUGCCUUUUACAGUUUGUAGUAUAUCUUUUGAGAUACAUUCAUUUCCCUUUGGAUAACCUGGUGCCUUGCCCUGACACAGAGAGCAGUAUUUUAACAGAAAGGUACUGUUGACUCAGCAAUACAGAUACAGGAAAGGAAAUCUAUUUACACAGCUAAUGGCUGAGCUUGUCUGCCAUUAUCACCUCUGGCAGACUGAUGGAGAGUGCCAGGAGUUAAGUUUUGCUCUGUUGCCCAUAAGGACUGCAUCUGAAAGACAGCCUUUGAGUCCUUUCCCGAUUAUUUCAGAAAGAAAAACCUUCAUGGCAUUUCCAGCUUGCCCUGUGCUGCUGUUCCAGUGUUUCUGUGUGAUUUGGUGCUUUAGGGUAAAGUUCGCACCCUGAUGUCUUAGGGAUUGAUUCUGAAAUUUUUGUCUUAACAUGAGCAGCUCAGGGCCUUCUCCUAUAACUUCUUCUGGCCUGGUGGCUCUCCCCCUGAGUUUGAUAGCAGCUCCAAGUGCACAGUGCUUACAAGCUUAGUCACAGCCACUGGAUUUCAUCCCUUCAAAGGAGUGUCUGUAAAGAACCAGUUAUACAAAAGUUGCUUCCUUACAUAGCCUCAGGAUUCAAUUUAAAUUAGUUUAAUUUCAAUCCCUAACACGUGUGUGUGGGGUCCUCUAGUGUCACAGCUAUGCAAACAAAAGCUGGUGAUAGUUUAGUUUUGGGAGACAGCAGUAGCCAGUUGGUUUGAGAUUGUUGCUGGCUGCUCUCAGUUUCACAUUGUUAGCAGAUUUGUGCUUUUGGUGUCAGAGCUGAACUUGUUAAAUUCUGAUGAAUUGAGGGUAUUUCCAAUAUCCAGUUGCAAACUGAAAUCCCGGUGGUAUUUUCCAUCUCCUGGAUGUUCUGCCUUGCCUAUUAAGGGACAAAGUGGGUAUUUCAAUUAUCUCUGACAGGAUGUAAAAUUGGCUAGCUUUACAGUGUUAAAUAUUUAAACAGAACAUAAUUGGCUUUAAAUUUAUGGUGUUGCAUAGCAGAAACCCAUGAAAUGGCCAUAUAUAUUGAACUCAUUUAUUAUCUUUUCAUCAGAGUUCUGUUCCCUUGGCAGGUAUUUAUUUAACACAAGAAAAUGUAUGUAGAAUUAAGAAGAAAGGCUGAUUGGAGAGAUAAUGGAGUGAAAAGUGGGGGUUUUUUUCCUUUUGGGUAAUUUUUUCCAGUCCACCCAGUUUAGUACUGAUGAGUCCUGAUCCCAUUAAUUCUGCUAGUAGUGAUGAGAGUCCCAGUCCCAAUUCUGUGGGGUGUCUGGUUUGCCCUAAGGGCACUCUCUUGUAUAUGGAGCUUGGUGGUCGCAGCAGAAAACUGCAUCACAGAUAAUCUUUGUACCUCCACUACCAAAUAGCAGAGAAAUCAAGGACUGAAUGGAUUAGAUCACAGGGACUGACCUAAAUCCUGUGCUAUAGGAUGAGCUGUACUGCCAGGUACAGGAAGAGUUUGACCCCCAGCUCCUGCUGUGGGGGUAACUCCAGGUGGGACAUGACACAAGUGAAUCUGAAGGUGCAGCUGGUGCUCCCCUGAACUCUGCUGCUCUUCAGUGCACACACAAGUUCAGCUGCAGUUCGUGUCUACAUUCAAAGGCCACUCCAGUAGCAAACCAAAAUAUUUUACCAACUUCUGUGCCUGAUUUUCAGUUGAGUUGGCAGGUUCAGUACUCUCGUUGCAAGGCUGUACUGCCUGUUUAAUUAACCCCUGCUACCUGAGAGCAGUAGCUGUUACUGUGUGACUUCACACUGUUACUGUUACUGUGGAACUUCAGCUUCUCCUAAAUGGAUUAGGGAUUACAUCUGUAAGAGACUCAAGCUUUUCCUGUGACAUCAGUCAGUCCUUUCUCAGCUGGUGGCCUGGAAUAGGGGUGCAAACUGCCUUGGCUAGAUAGUAAAUCCAUUUGCUUUAGGUCAGCAGUAUUCCUGGGAUGUGCAUACGAAGUACUUCUCUUAAAAUUAAAAAAAAACAGAACUAGUCUUUGCUACCUCUUAACACUCUCCUGAAAAAACACAGUAGAGAACUUAUUUCCAUAAAAAUGCAAGUGCUGGAGGAGAACAGAAUUCUACUCUUUCAGGAGCUCUUCUGUGUGUAGUUGAAAUCCCAAUCCAUAACUUCAGCUUCCAUGUUUAUACAGAGAAUUAGAAUGGAAGUCAAUGCUUGUGAAAGGUGGGCAGAAUUCCAGACAUCUUCAGACAGCUAGGAUCUCACACUGGAUCAAUUGUCUUUUUUGAAAUUAUAAACAUUUUUAUUUCCCAUAUAGUUAAUUACCUUUUCUGUGUAGACAAAUCCUACCUCUUAAGCAAAUGCAUGUCAAGUGUUUUUAAGCUCAGGAAGCUUAGGUCUGACUUGGCCAAAAAUAAGAGGUCGUUACACUUGUUACAGGAGCUGAACAAGGUUUGUUAUCUAGCAAAGUGUGGAAGUUUCCCAUAAAUGGUUUUGGUGAAGGCAUAGAGAGUGUUGGCAACUUGCAAAUUAGCCUUGAAGUUUGUUUUAAAUAAAGGUAUUCA
Messenger RNA from Corvus hawaiiensis (hawaiian crow), 3589 nucleotides. Its product is annotated as high mobility group protein HMGI-C-like. Gene Ontology annotation, biological process: regulation of DNA-templated transcription. The coding region runs from base 449 to 877 and encodes 142 amino acids. Gene Ontology annotation, molecular function: transcription coregulator activity; DNA binding. NCBI's taxonomy places the organism in Eukaryota, Metazoa, Chordata, Aves, Passeriformes, Corvidae. The record is from RefSeq and is a predicted model, not a curated record. Gene Ontology annotation, cellular component: chromatin; nucleus. The transcript is spliced from 6 exons.